Molecule: messenger RNA, 1241 nt
Organism: Rhinichthys klamathensis goyatoka
Lineage: Eukaryota; Metazoa; Chordata; Actinopteri; Cypriniformes; Leuciscidae
Gene: purbb
Product: purine-rich element binding protein Bb
Exons: 1
Coding region: 82-975 (297 amino acids)
Biological process (GO): regulation of transcription by RNA polymerase II
Cellular component (GO): nucleus
Molecular function (GO): purine-rich negative regulatory element binding; DNA-binding transcription factor activity, RNA polymerase II-specific; RNA polymerase II transcription regulatory region sequence-specific DNA binding
Source: RefSeq, a predicted model, not a curated record
GUGCGUGCGUGCGUGCUGGAAUAGCGCAGAGAGAGAGGAGCGUUUCUCUGAGAGAGAAGUUGGCUGGAGGAGGUGCUGAAGAUGGCGGAUGGAGACAGUGGGAGCGAGCGCGGUGGCAGUAGCGGGGGCCCUCAGCACUUCCAGCGGGAGCAGGAGACCCAGGAGCUGGCGUCCAAGCGCCUGGACAUCCAAAACAAGCGCUUCUACCUGGACGUCAAGCAGAACGCGAAGGGACGCUUCAUCAAAAUAGCGGAGGUGGGCGCUGGUGGCUCCAAGAGCCGCCUGACUCUCUCCAUGUCCGUGGCGGCCGAGUUCCGCGACUACCUCGGGGAUUUCAUCGAGCACUACGCCCAGUUGGGGCCAAGCAGCCCGGAGCAGAUCGCGCAAUCGUCCGGCGGUGAGGACGGCGGCCCGCGGCGUGCGCUCAAGAGCGAGUUCUUGGUGCGCGAGAACCGUAAAUACUACCUCGACUUGAAGGAGAACCAGCGCGGGAGGUUCCUGCGCAUCCGCCAGACCGUUAACCGAGGUCCGGGCUUCGGCGUCGGUGGAGGAGGCGGUCCUGGAGGCAGCGUGCAGACCGGCCAGACCAUCGCGCUCCCGGCGCAAGGCUUAAUCGAGUUCCGAGACGCCCUGGCCAAGCUCAUCGAUGACUACGGCGGGGAGGACGAGGAGCUGAGCGGGGGGCACGGAGCCGCGGGGGGGUACGGCGAGCUUCCCGAGGGCACCUCCAUCAUGGUGGACUCCAAGAGAUUCUUUUUCGACGUGGGUUCCAACAAGUACGGCGUGUUCCUGCGGGUCAGCGAGGUCAAGCCCAGUUACAGGAACUCCAUCACCAUCCCCUUCAAGGCCUGGGGGAAGUUCGGAGGAGCUUUCUGCCGCUACGCCGAGGAGAUGAAGGAGAUCCAGGAGAGACACCGGGAUAAGAUGUACGAGAGGAGAGAGGAGUCCGAGGGCGAGGACGUGGACGACGACUGACUGCAGACUUCGCCAGGAGAUGACCACACGUGUGAAACAAGAAGUGCAUGAACUGAACUCAAAUAGCCUACUAAAAUAUUCAUGGGACAGAAAACUAGAUCUGUGAAGUUUCUAUGUGGUGAGGGUUUCGGGAGGGGGGUUGUCUGUAUCGAAGCCAUGGGGCGAAGGAUGUCUCGUUGGGUAUGACUUAUUCCCGAUGCUGCCCUGUCCUGUUAAACCAGCAAGUUUAAUUGUCUUAGCUAACAAUUAAACCUUUGUUACAUCAA